Messenger RNA from Dioscorea cayenensis subsp. rotundata (Guinea yam), 2592 nucleotides. Its product is annotated as protein Spindly. The record is from RefSeq and is a predicted model, not a curated record. NCBI's taxonomy places the organism in Eukaryota, Viridiplantae, Streptophyta, Magnoliopsida, Dioscoreales, Dioscoreaceae. The transcript is spliced from 3 exons. Bases 187 to 2352 code for a protein of 721 amino acids.
UUGUGCUUUGAUCUUCUUCUUCUCUUGGAUCUCUCACUGAAAAGAUAGCACUAGCACUAGCACUAGCACUAGCACUGUUCUCCAGGUGAAGUGAAAGGAGGAGCAGAGGUACUUUCAAUUCAAGUGUUUCAAUCAUCUGAAUUUUGUGCAGCUUUUUGGUGAAUUGAUUGAGAAGAAGAGGAAAUCAUGGAAAUGGGGGAUGAUUGUUUGGAGAGUUUGAGAGAAGGGGUUGAUGGUGGUGAGUAUGCAAUGUGGUUUGGAAUCUCAUGCGCGUUUGCUGCGCUUGGUGUUGUAGAGAUGGAAGGGAAGAGGUUGGAGUUGUCGGAGUUGAUGAUGAGAGGAAGUACGCAGUUGUUGGGGUUGAUGGUGGAGAGAAGGCAGAGAAAGGUGGAAGCUUUGGAGGAGAAGAUGAAGAGGGCGGAGAUGGAGGUGAAGGAGAUGAAGCUGAGGAGAAGAGAGGAUGCGAAGGCUAAUGAAAAGGUCGUUGCUAUCUUCGCGUCGCAUGAGCAGAGCUGGAUCGCGGAGAGGAAGAGAUUAGGGUUUCAGAUCCAAACGCUAGUGCGGGAGUUGAGGGGGAGCAAGGAGGUGGUGGAGGAGAAGGAAGGGGUGAUUAGGGCUAAAGAUGAGGAAUUGGAGAAGGGAUUGAAGGAAAGGAAGGAGCUUGAGGAGAGAAUGAAGAAGGAGGAGGAGGAGCACUCGGCGGAGCUUUGGAAGCAUAAGACGGCGUUCAUGGAGCUCGUUUCUGAUCAGCGGCAGUUGGAGGCGGAGAUGGGGCGUGUGCUCCGGCAGGCGGAGACGGCGAAGAGGGAGCUUGAAGAGUUAUCGGAGAAGAAGGAGGAGGCGGUUGCCAUGGUUGAUAAGCUCUCCGAUGAGAUUCUCAAGCUUCAAAAGGAUGCAGAACAGAAGGAUAAGAUCCUUUCUGCUAUGCUGAGGAAAUCUAAGAUCGAUUCAGCUGAGAAACAGAUGCUUUUGAAGGAGGUGAAGAUCUCUAAAGCUAAGAAGAAGCAAGCUGAGAUGGAGAUGGAUAGGUGGAGGAGCUUGUGUGAGUCUAGGAACAAGAAGAGCUUGAGAGCUUUGCCAUUAAUGGAGGCAGGGAGCUCCAGAGCCAACAACAGUGAGACCUCCAUUACUGAAACUGAGAGCUUUGAUCACUGCUCCAGUUGUCAAGUGAAUGCUGAACUUGGUUGUGUAGAUGAUAUGCAGAAAUUGAGAGAUUGGGUGAGAAUGGAAGCAGAGAAGUAUGCAAUGGUUCUUGAACAGAGGCAUUAUGCAGAGAUUGAAGCAUUUACAGAGCAAAUGAGGCUCAAAGAUGAGAAGCUUGAAGCUUUCAGAUGGCAGUUGCUCAGUGUGGAGCUUGAAGCAAAGCAGUUGCAAUCUCACAUUGAAGGCCUUGAUGGAACUGUUUCUCAGUUCAGGGAUGAGAAUCUCAGAUUGGAAACUUUGUUGUUGGAGAAGGAAAAGGAAUUGAAGCUGUUGAGAGAUCAGUUGGAUUUCUAUAAUGUUCAGCAUUAUCAAAAGAAGAAAGAGAGGAGCUCCGGUGAUAGCUCUAUGAAUGAUUUUGCCUCGCAGGACAAUCAAGUUGAUGAAUUCUAUGUAGAACAAUGCGAGGAGACAGCUAACAAUUUAAUCUUGACAAGCAAAAACAGCGAGGAAAUCGAAGAAGAGAAAGUGGUCAGUAUUGAUCCUGGUCAUAUAACAUCACAGAAUAACUCAAAAGAGCAGAGUGUUGCAAUUGUGAAGAACAACAAUUCAUGGAAGAUGGACAUUCAUGCUCUUGGUAUAUCUUACAAGAUCAAAAGGUUGAAGCAACAACUUAUAGUGCUCGAAAAACUGACCGGAGAACAAGCAAUGAAACAGACAGCAACAGCAGAUGAUUCACAGCGAAAAGUUGGCGCCGGAGGAGAAAACAAGCAACAGGUUAAAGGGUUACUCUUACUGAUAUCUUUGCUCAAUAAACAAGUGAAAAGGUAUCAGUCUCUCGAAGAGAAAACUGAUGAAUUGUGCAGGAAAAUGAAUGAGAGUCACAGGACAGUCGGAAAACGAGAUCAAUUCAACAAUGGCAAAACAAAAGAGCAAACAGAAACACUUCAGAAAUUCCUUGAAGAAACAUUUCAACUGCAGAGAUUCAUGGUUGCAACUGGUCAGAAGCUAAUGGACAUUGAAGCAAAGAUUGCAUGUAGUUUUGUGGGAAAUGUUGGAUUAGAUGAAUCUUCAGGAUUUAACAUGAGCCAGUUUGCAGACAUUGUUAAGAAUUUAUUCAAGGAAGUACAAAGAGGAUUAGAAGUGAGAAUUGCCAGGAUAAUUGGAGACUUGGAAGGAACACUAGCUUGUGAUGGUAUUCUUUAUAGAUGAGAUUUGAACAUGAACUCCAUUGUUUUCCUUUGAAACAGAGCACAUAUAUAUAGAUAAAAUAUAUAUAGAUUGAAAGAUAGAAGUUUUCAUUGUUUGUUUGUGUAACAAAAGAUGGCAAUGAGGAGAAGGAUGGCUGAUUUUUUGGCCAUUGUUUGAUGUUCCUUGCCUCUAAUUGUUGCUUCUCUUUGUAAAGAAAAUUGGAAAUGAAUAUGACUCUUGUGCAAUAUCCUUUUUAAUUCA